GCAAGAAAGAAGCGCUCUGAUCACAAGUUUCACCCUUCAAAUGACUGCACACAGACAUUCUCAAAAGCGUGUACUGUGAAUGGACUUGUAGGGAUGCCGCUGCUCAUGUCGCGGGCCCUCAAGAUGCGCUGCGUGACGUGUCGAAAUGCAACGAAAGCUCUACAACUUUUGCUUGCGCUCAAUUGCGAGGGUACUGUGCUUUCCGGAUUUGCUUAGCGUUGCUGACGCAGGCAUUUCGCAGCUCAGUGAGGGUUGGUCCAUCUUUCGUACCAGUCGUGAGUUUGAGUGCAUCGAUAUACACGCAUGUAACGCACCGGUGCGUCGAGACACGCUUCAUCGCACAGAGCUGGGCGAAUAUUCCGCUCAAGGAGGGGACAGAGUCUGGCAUGCGCAAACGAUGUCCAUGGGUUGAGAAGACAAUGUACGACAGGUGAUUGGCUGCGGGCCAAGGUGACGUCAUG
Messenger RNA from Ceraceosorus bombacis, 461 nucleotides. NCBI's taxonomy places the organism in Eukaryota, Fungi, Basidiomycota, Exobasidiomycetes, Ceraceosorales, Ceraceosoraceae. The record is from the annotation of a GenBank genome assembly.